Funneliformis caledonium is the source of this 834-nucleotide messenger RNA. The record is from the annotation of a GenBank genome assembly. NCBI's taxonomy places the organism in Eukaryota, Fungi, Glomeromycota, Glomeromycetes, Glomerales, Glomeraceae.
AUGCCUGUUAUUCUUGAGGUUAAGAAUGAUAAUGCUGAUAAUGCAUUUAAACAAGCUUGUAAAUAUUAUUGGAGAUUGAUCCAAAGCUUAGAAGAAGGUUAUACACAAAAAACACAUUUGUCAUGUCUUCUUUUAUGUCUAAAUACAUCUCACCUUAGGAUUGCUAAUGCUUUUUAUAAUAGAAAUUAUUUAAUUGAAGGCCUAACAAAAAUUUCAUUAGACUGCUUUAAAUCUAUAGAACCAAAGAGAAUACAAAUAAUUGGAAGGAUAUUGCUUGCUCUUAAAAAAGCUUUACUUGAUGAUGAAUGUGAAAUGUCAUUUAAAUAUGAAGAAAAGUUAACUGAAAAUAAAUUUGUAUAUGUUGUUGAAACAAUAAAUAAUGAUUGCAGUGAUAUUCCAAAAUUGUUAGUUGUAAAGUUUGUUACAAGUUAUGGGUUGGAUGUGUAUAAAUCUUAUGCAGAUAAAGAUAUUGCUUCAAAGGUCUAUGGAUAUAAGAACAUUAAUUGUGAUUGGAAAAUAGUGACAAUGGAAUAUCUUUCAGAUUAUAAACUAUUGAUAGAUCUUUCACUUGAAACAAAUCAAAAAAUAGAACUUCAGAAGAAAAUCAAGAAUGCAGUUCAGAAGAUGCAUAGUGAAAGAUUGAUUUAUGAUGAUUUAUGGGAAUGUAAUAUUCUUUAUAAGAAGAAAGAAGAAAAAAAUGGAGAUGGUAACAUACAAGUAAAAAUUAUAGAUUUUAAUUGGGGAGAAAAAGAAGAAGUAGUAAGAUACCCACCACGUCUUAAUCCUAUUAUUUCAUGGCCUUUAGAUAUUAAAAUCAAUCAACCAAUCAAAUAA